Cryptomeria japonica (Japanese cedar) is the source of this 1044-nucleotide messenger RNA. RefSeq names its product patatin-like protein 2. Gene Ontology annotation, molecular function: glycerophospholipase activity; monoacylglycerol lipase activity. The coding region runs from base 1 to 1044 and encodes 347 amino acids. Gene Ontology annotation, biological process: lipid metabolic process. The record is from RefSeq and is a predicted model, not a curated record. The transcript is spliced from 8 exons. Lineage: Eukaryota; Viridiplantae; Streptophyta; Pinopsida; Cupressales; Cupressaceae.
AUGGCUAACGAGGAUAUUCUUCCAAUCGAUGUUUCGGGGGACGUGGGUACAAGAAUCCUGAGUGUGGAUGGAGGAGUCCGGGGUCUUAUCCCUGUGCAAUUACUCAAAUUCUUAGAGCAACAGUUGCAGAAAUUGGAUGGGGAAGAUGCCAGACUAGCAGAUUAUUUCAAUAUAAUGGCAGGUACCAGCACUGGAGGUCUCAUCACCACAAUCAAAUGGAAUAUUUUUCACGGCAUUUUCGGUCCCAAAUUCACUGGCAAACAUCUGGUCGAUAUCUUAAAACAAGAGAAAUUUCACGAAACACGUCUUGCUGAAACGGUAACUAACCUAGUGAUACCCACCUUCGAUAUCAAGACGCAGUUUCCCACGAUUUUCGCCAGCCAUGAGGCGAAAGUAGAUCCGCUGAAGAAUCCAAAUCUUAUGGACGUAUGCCUCUCCACAACUGCACCUCCUACCAAUUUUCCAUCUCACCAGUUUACUACAAAGUCCAGCAAUGGGGAAACCAGAGUUUUUAACUUAGUAGAUGGAGGAGUAGCAGCCAACAAUCCUGUAAUGCUUACCUUGAUAGCAAUGAAUCUAGUCACUCGAGCAGUUCAUCGGGAUCCAAGAAUCGAAGACAAGAAGAAACACAUUGACCACUUUAUUGGGCUUUCUCUUGGAACGGGAUUAGAAGACGGUAUUGAAUGGGAUGCAAAAAAGGCUGCGACAUGGGGAAGCUUGAAGUGGAUUGCUCACGAUGGAAGAACACCUCUGAUAGAAUCCAUCAUGAAUGCAAGUUCAGACAUGGUCAACAUUCAUACAGUUUUGAUGCUCCAUCAUUGCAAAGAAAAUUAUCUUAGAAUCCAGGAAUGGCAAUUAAAAGGAAGUGAAGCAAAGAUGGAUCUCAGUACAGAAGAAAACCUGAGGAACCUUGUGAAGAAAGGGCAGGAGUUAAUGGGUGAAGGACUCUCUAUGGAUAAGAAGUUGAGGGAUAAGAAGCGUGCAUCUUCUUCACAUUCUAAGAAUGGGCAUUCGAAUGCCCAUAGUGGUGGAAUAAAGAUCUAA